AUGAGCUCUUUCCCCACCGCCAAGUUGUUCGAGGACGAAAUCGAGGCCGUCGCCAGAUCAACCAGUAGAGCAGACAUACCGGGUGCCUUCAACUCGUCGGACGAUUCGCUCGAUCCCGUCUCGACACCAGCACGUCGCAAGAACGGGUCGGUGCGCGGGUUUGGCGGCGACGCAUCAGCAGCAUAUCUGGAAACGCCGCAGUCCGCGCUCCCGCACCGACUGUUUGGCGCACUCCACUCCGACGCUGCAGCUGAUGACAGCGGAGUUGCCUUCGCAGACGCAGAUCACAGUGUCAAGAGUAGUAACAGAAAGAGGAUGGGCUCGCUGUUGGCCGCGACGAACAAGGAUUUAUCCGGGCACGCCUCGCCAAGGACCACCAGCGUGCUCGAAGACCUCUCUUCCCCCUCACAGGAUGCUCUUCGCCGCCACGAGACUAGCUUUCAUCGCGAUUCGCCCGCGCCGCGACCUGCUGGACGGGUCAUACUUCACGCCUUCGGCCCCAAGGAGCGAUCGUCGUUGGUCAACGAGACGCGCUUCUCCAAUUCCAGCGAGAACGGUUCCGCAAACUCGUCGCCCGAUCCCAUCCCUCGCGUCCGAUCACGCACCAACACUAGCACAGCUAGCCCCGCCCGACGAGCACGCGAACGCAGACCCACGUCCGAGUCGAUGGACCCCACCAGCCAAUACCUUACCCCGCAGAACUUCAAGAGCGUCAAGCCAUUACAGGCCGCCUUCAUGUCCACCGGCCUCAUCUCGAAGCGCAAUAAAGCUCGUGAGAACUCCGAUGUUGCCGAUGGGGGGCCCGAAGCCUUCUCGUUCCCGCCCAAGGCUAUCAAUUUCGGACAGGCUCUUGGCCUGCGCGAGGUCGUUGCUGCUGCUGCUGCUUCCGGGCAUGCCUCGACCAGCGCGGAUCGCUCCAGCAAUGCUAUGCCCGGCACACCUGUCAAGAAAGCCACCUCGACUCCUCUGGUGCCCUUCCCCAAGUUUGCUCCUGCGCUUCGAGGCCAGACUGGCGGAAACUCGUCUGUGCUGGGGCCGUCGCCGCUAGGCUCGCAUUCGCCGGCCGCCAUGGACCCUCACUCAGGCAGCAACAUGAGCGCUGGGUCCCCCGUGUUGCCCGACUCGUUCGACAGUCCUACCUUCAAUCUGGCGCAUCUCGGUGUUCCCACGGCCAGCACACCCGCGCCCUCCGCCCGUCACGGCAUGGCUUUCGGUAGCCUUCCUCGCAGCCGUCGAUCUGCGCAACCCGAAGCUCGCAACGUUCCGACUUUGAUUGCUACUGACGAUGUCACGGAGGACGAAGGAAAUCUCUCAGACGUCACGCACAGCCCCAGCCUUCAAUCGGGUCGCAUCCGCGAUGUGCAGAAACUUCAAAAGGGCAAGCGAACCAUCAACACGCCUUCGUCCAGUGCUGCGCCAGCUCCCGCUCGCAAGAUGCUGUCGGUCGACAUUGGCAAGGCUGCUGGUGCACCUAAAGCACUUCGUGUUCGCUCUGCGGGCCUCGGCAAGCGAACCAUGAGCCGCAACGCAAGCUUCAUGCGCGAUACAAGAAACGGAGCCGAUCCGAGUGCGGACGGGAGCAAUGACGCGCUCCCGCCUGCUACACCUGUCACUGCCAAUGCGUCUCUGAUGCCCGCCGAGGAGGAAUUCGAGCCCAUGACGCCGACGCGCAACCUCAAGUGGUUCGAGGCUGCGCAGAUCCUGACAACGCCGUCGCCAUCUUCGCGACGCCAGGCGGCCCAAAAGCUGCGUGCGCAUCGACUCGAGCUUAUGCAGACGCACCGCAAGUCGCGACUGUCGGAAACUUCGACCUGCCAAGACACUCCCCAAAAGCCGGCCGCAGGCUCGUCGUUGUCGUCGUUCAGCUCUCACGAGUCGGCCAUGGACGUGCGUGCAAGAGUUCAAGGAUAUGGUCAUCUGGAGACCGCCUUUUCUGUGGAAGAGACGAUCGGAUCGGGCGAGUUCAGCGAGGUGCUUAAGGCCGUCUCGCGCUCGACCGGCUAUGCGUAUGCGGUAAAGCGCAUGAAGAAGGCCUACUCGGGCCCGAGAGAUCGCCUGCGAAGGCUCGAGGAGGUCGAUGUUCUACGCACACUGUCUACGUCGGGUAAGCCGCAUGCCAACAUUGUUUCGCUCUUUGGCGCGUGGGAGGAAGAGGGCCAUCUUUUCUUGCAGCUCGAAUUAUGCCCGCUCGGCUCGCUCGCCUUCUUCCUCGAGGAGUACGGCCAGCAGGUGGGCGCACUGGACGAACCGCGGCUGUGGAAGAUCCUGGCGGAGCUGUCGAGCGGAGUAGCCUACAUUCAUGGACUCAAUAUUCUGCAUCUGGAUCUCAAACCGGCCAACGUGCUGAUCACGGAAUACGGCACGCUCAAGAUCGGCGACUUUGGUAUGGCGACGCGCUGGCCUUUGGUGGACGCCGAGACGACGUUGAAGGGUGCCGGAUUGGACGAGGAGCCUCACGCGUACGCGCUUGAACAAGUUGCCGAGCCGUGGCCUUGCCAGCGAGGACUCGAGCGCGAAGGUGACCGCAUCUACCUCGCGCCCGAGGUCAUCUUCCACGGCCAGUACGGCAAGGCGGCGGAUGUGUUCAGCUUGGGACUCAUCCUGCUUGAGGCAGCAGGCAAUGUCGAGCUUCCGGACAACGGCGAGCCGUGGCAGAAGUUGCGUCGAGACGAUCUGUCAGACGUGGACCUUAGCGCGCUCAGUGGGCCAAUGCUGCGGGUGCUCGAGCGGCUGCUAUGUUCGGACGCAGAACAACGUGCUACGAUCGACGACAUUGUGGCGCUGCCUACGUUGGCGAGCGUGCGUUCGAUCAUGUCGCGCGGUCUAUCAGCGUCCGAGAUGGAUCAGUUGCCCGAGUUUACGGACUCUUCGUCGACUUCGGGUUCGUUGGCCGUGCUGGCAGACAGCUCGUCGCUGCAUUCGCUGCCGAGCGAGCUGUCGAACCGUACACUGGGGCAGAGCGAUUCUGAGACGGGCUCGAGCAGCGCCGCCGAGAUGUCUGAGACCAAUUCUUCGCUGGGCCUGAGCGGGCUUUCACCGUCCGCAUCUGCGCAUACGUCGAUCUCUACCUCGAUGAGCUCGUUCUCGUCGCACGCCGUGAUCCGGGUGCGCGGCUCACUGAUUCAGGAGCCCGAGGCGGAAUUUAUGCGCGAGGUGCUAGGCGCAGAUCCGGUCGAGCAGAGGUGCUUCGGACAUAAGGAUGGGGUUGCGGCGACGAGGUGGAUGUCAGAGCGUCCGCCGCUGGCUGCUGUGCAGCCGUUGCAGGAAAGGGGCCAUGCCAUGGAGCUGGACACGUGA
Sporisorium graminicola is the source of this 3297-nucleotide messenger RNA. RefSeq lists its product as uncharacterized. The coding region runs from base 1 to 3297 and encodes 1098 amino acids. The record is from RefSeq and is a predicted model, not a curated record. Gene Ontology annotation, molecular function: ATP binding; protein kinase activity. Gene Ontology annotation, biological process: protein phosphorylation. Lineage: Eukaryota; Fungi; Basidiomycota; Ustilaginomycetes; Ustilaginales; Ustilaginaceae. The transcript has a single exon.